This is a messenger RNA of Lactuca virosa, 384 nucleotides long. The record is from the annotation of a GenBank genome assembly. Lineage: Eukaryota; Viridiplantae; Streptophyta; Magnoliopsida; Asterales; Asteraceae.
AUGCUGAUUAACUUGAUUUGUCGAGAUCGCCAUAUAAAAGAUCCUACAUCAAGUUCCCUCCGCUCCAUCCGAAUGACGAUCCUAAAACCAUCGUCCGAACAGAAAGAGAAAGAUGUCCAAUUUGCUCCUAUGUUUAAAACUGAAAAACUCCUUGCUCUAGUUGACACCUUGCUGGAAGAAAUCGACUUGCUAGAUGAAGGUCUAGUCUCUGAACCAGAACUUGCAUACAUCUACAUGAAUAAGAAUUCAGAGAAGAAAGAAUUCUUUAGAGCUUGGCAAAGGCACUUGGUUCAUACAAGUGUGAUUGAGAAGAUCAUUGCCAAGAUACUCAAGUCUGAAGGUUCCAAGCAAGUGAAGGAGCAGUUGAUCAAACAAAUCGUGUGA